UACACUCACUCGGAUGCAGCCGGAUGAGUUUUAGUUCAAGAUGGAUUUUUACCCUGGAUUCUAUUUACAGCCAAGCUGCUGAACUAAUCGGAGAAUGCGGGACCCGCUCUGUAAACACAAAUAAGCUCAAGAUCGACUGUUUUGCACACACGGAUUUGGCUCCAAGGCGUUUCAUUCGUAUGUGUGUGUGUUUUUUUGUAUGUUUGUUUGGCAUACGGAAUCCAGACCCCCGAAGCGAACAGGCAUCAUCAUGGCAACGUGCGCUUUGAUUUGCCCCAUCAGCAGCCUGAUGCUGCUGCUCCUGCUGCUCAAACCCCUGGGCGUCGGAUCGACCGCCCCUUAUACGGACCAGUCUGGUUUUACAGACUCUACCGACUUGCCAGUGAAUUCUAACGCUGAAAGCACACGCUGGGAAGAGGUGAGCUUUCCGGAAAGCUCGCAGCCCGGCUGGAGGACUCACAGACCCGGGACGGACUCACUCUCCACUUCGGACUCAGGCUCCGAUGAUCGCCGACAAUCACCUUCUCAGCCCGCUGGUGGGCCUGGGAGUAGAAAUCAGACAUACAGUAGCAUAACGUCAGAAAACUGGACUCAUGAUUCUCAAAAUAACAGCACAUAUAUCUCCAGUACUGGAGAAGUGGACCUUCAUCUGUUACCUAAUAGCACAUUUAUGGAAAAAAAUGGAUUGUCCAUAUCUUUUAUGCCAGCUACCAGCAGUUCACAAAGUCAUUCACCAACCAUGACUUCAACUUCAGAAUUUGAAGAAAGUAUUACAACUGACUCUGAAUCGUCAAAUCAUUCAUAUUCUACAGUACCUUCAAGAGACAUUAUAUCUACAGAUCUGUUUGAUUCUAGAAGUCAUCCUUUUACAUCAUCUUUAGACAAUGAAACUUCAAGAACAGAUGAAGAAUUUGGAGGCAGGCUUUAUGACGCAGUGUCAGAAGGGACUGAUAAUCAUGAAAGAUUGUUAACUGCUUCACCUGGUGUUUCUGAAGGACCUUUAUAUACUGCACCAAAUGUUUUAAAAAUGCCUUUAAAUACUUUGCCAAAUGUAUCUAAAAAAUCCUUAACUAUUGAACAGAAAAAUUCAGUAAGAUCUUCAAGUAUUUCACCAACUGAUUCUGAAGUAUCCAGUAUUUUACAAUAUAUUUCUGAGAGGUCUUUAAAUAGCAUACAGAACUAUACUAAAAGAUCUUUAAGUAUUUCACCAAAUGAUUCUGAAAGAUCAGGUACUUCAACAAAUUAUUUUAAAAGAUCUUUAAGCACAUCACCAAAUGAUUCUGAAAGAUCAAGUACUUCAACAAAUGAUUUUAAAAGACAUUUAAGUACUUUUUCAAAUGAUUCUGAAAUAUCUACUAUUAGUGCUCAAAAUGAUUCUGAAUGGUCAAGCACAUUGAUAAAUGCUUUUAAAAAAUUUUCAAACUCUUCACCAAGUGAUAAUGAAAGGCCAAGUACUUCAACAAAUGAUUUUAAAAAAUCGUUAAGUACUUUGUCAAAUUAUUCUAAAAUAUCUACAGUUAGUGCCCAGAAUGAUUCUGAAUGGUCAAACACAUUGACAGAUAUUUUUGAAAACUCUUCAAACUCUCCACCACAUGAUUCUGAAAGAUCAGGUACUUCAACAAAUGAUUUUAAAAGACCUUUAAGUACUUUGCUAAGUGAUUCUAAAAUAUCUAUUAGUGCUCAAAAUGAUUCUGAAUGGUCAAGCACAUUGAUAAAUGAUUUUGAAAACUCUUCAGACCGUUCACCAAGUGACACUGAAAGGUCAAAUACUUCAUUGAAUGAUUUUAAGAGAUCUUUAAGUACAUCACCAAAUGAUUCUGAAAAGUCAAGUACUUCAACAAAUGAUUUUAAAAGACCUUUAAGUACUUUACCAAAUUAUUCUAAAACUAUUAGUGCUCAAAAUGAUUCUGAAUGGUCAAGCACAUUGAUAAAUGAUUUUGAAAACUCUUCAAACAGUUCACCAAGUGACACUGAAAGGUCAAAUACUUCACUGAAUGAUUUUAAAAGACCUUUAAGUACUUUGCCAAAUGUUUCUAAAAUAUCUACAGUUAGUACUCAAAAUGAUUCUGAAUGGUCAAGCACAUUGAUAAAUGAUUUUGAAAACUCUUCAGACCGUUCACCAAGUGACACUGAAAGGUCAAAUACUUCAUUGAAUGAUUUUAAGAGAUCUUUAAGCACAUCACCGAAUGAUUCUGAAAAGUCAAGUACUUCACCAAAUGAUUUUAAAAGACCUUUAAGUACUUUGCCAAAUUAUUCUAAAACAUCUACUAUUAGUGCUCAAAAUGAUUCUGAAUGGUCAAGCACAUUUAUAGAUGCUUUUGAAAACUCUUUAGACUCUUCACCAAGUGACACUGAAAGGUCAAAUACUUCACUGAAUGAUUUUAAAAGACCUUUAAGUACUUUGCCAAAUGUUUCUAAAAUAUCUACAGUUAGUGCUCAAAAUGAUUCUGAAUGGUCAAGCACAUUGACAGAUAUUUUUGAAAACUCCUCAAACUCUCCACCACGUGAUUCUGAAAGAUCAGGUACUUCAACAAAUGAUUUUAAAAGAUCUUUAAGUACAUCACUGAAUAAUUCUGAAAGAUCAAGUACUUCAACAAAUGAUUUUAAAAGACCUUUAAGUACUUUGCCAGAAGAUUCUAAAAGAUUUACUAUUAAUGCUCAAAAUGAUUCUGAAUGGUCAAGUACAUUGGUAAAUGCUUUUGAAAACUCUUCAAACUCUUCACCAAGUGAUACUGAAGGAUCUUUAAGUACUUCACCGAAUUAUUCAAAAAGAUCUUUAAGUACUUCAUUGAAUGAUUCUGAAAGAGUGAGUAUUUCACCAAAUGUUUCAGAAAGUGCUUUAAAUAGUGCUCAAAAUUAUUCUGAAAACUCUCUAAGUACUUCACUGAAUGAUUCUAAAAGUUCUACACCAAAUAAUUCUGAAAAUCCUUUAAGUGCUUCAUUGAGCAGCUCUGAAAUACUCAACACUGCAACAAAUAGUUCUGAAGAGACAAUUCAUUCACAUUCAACAUCCAUACCUAUGGAUUUUAAUGAUGUUACCACUGGGUUGGACGCAGUAAGGUCAUUGAGUAUACCUUCCACACAGUCAGUUGAUACUCAGACAAUUGGUUCAAGGUUGACAAGUCACUCCCUUUUUAUCUCAGGUGCUGAAACUGUAACAGCAACCAGUCAUUUACUUUCCAGAAUUACAGAUGAUUUCUUAAAUACUACAGUUCUGUCUGAAAUAUACAAUGUUGAGAACUUGAUUACAACAACAUUGUCUUCGAUACAGUCAGAUUUUGAAGGCUUAGUGAAUGAUUUCACAGAGUUAAGUUCUAACUUUAUUCCAGCUAAUACUUCUAAACUAGACUUAGCUGAAUCGGAAAUUAAUAGCUUUGUUAAAACGCAAGUUGUAGGAACAACAACAAGAAGCACUACUCUGAGGAGUGUACUUCCCGAAGGAACACCAGACUAUCCCAGAACUUCACUGCCUAUAAUAACAAGUGCUCAUUUGUCAUUUUCUACCAUGGAACCGCCUAUUAGAGAAGCAGGAAGAACAUCCUCAGCACCAAUUGUAAUAACAUCUGGGCCUCAUACAAGAAGAUAUACUACAUUUUCACAACUUCCUGCUGUCACACCAAAGCCUGCACUAAUUAGUACAACAGGAAGUGAAUUUGCCACUGAAUGGACUAGUCCAGCUGUUUUUAUGAGUACUUUAAAUGGAGAUGAAACAACAGAGACUAGCUUGCCUACAACUGCUGUUAUUAAGCCAACUGAACCAACCAGUACAAGAACUUCAGUUGGCAUGAAGUUUUUGACCAGCACAAGGUCUACGACUAGCACAAGGACCUCAACUAGCACAAGGUCUCCAGUUAGUACAAUGAUGCUAACAAACACAAACAUUUUGGAAAGUAUCACGGAGAUACCAACUACUCCUACAAAAACACUGACAAGCACAAAGUCUCCUACUACUAAAGGAAGAGUUACUCCUGAGUCAAUGACUGUGAUUCAAAUUACCAGUACAAGUAUACCUAAAAUCUCUACAGUAUCCACAGAAAAUCCCUGCAUCUCAAAUCCUUGUCUUAAUGGAGGCACUUGUGUCAAUUACUGUAAUAAUAGCAAAAAGUGUGCAUGCCCACCCAACUGGCAAGGAGUGAACUGCAGCAAAGAUGUGGAUGAAUGUCUUUCAAAUCCAUGUCCAUCUCGGGCAAAAUGUGUUAAUAAUUUGGGCUCUUUCACCUGCAACUGUUACCCUGGUUAUUACCUUGAGAAGGGAACAAGAUGCACUUUGGCACGGACUUUUGCAGGUGUUUUCUACAAUGGCAACAAAUCCCGGAAUUCAGGAAUGCAGGAGCUAGAGGAAGAUAUUUUAAAAAUGCUUAAUGCUUCUCUCUUUCUUCUGAAUGGCUACUACACAUCUGUUGUUGCAGAUUUAAGUGAGGCUGAAGGCAGUGUGUCUGUCUUGAACAUGUUUAUACUCUCAUCCAAUGUGACAACUCCUGAGGUAUUGAGCAGUGUGCAAAAUUAUAUUACGGUCUGCAGAUCUAACACUGGAAGCUGCCAGUUUGUGCUAAAUCAUCAGCUAUCAUAUAAAGCUGAAAAGUUAUGUAACUUGAAAGUGCCUGAAUGUGACAAUGCAACUGCAGAAUGUAACGAUUAUAAUGGGAUUGCAGUCUGCCAGUGUAAAGAUGGUUACUUCAAAUACAAUGCCAUGGAUCAUUCAUGUAGAGCAUGUGACGAUGGUUACAAGUUAGAGAAUGGAACCUGUGCACCUUGUAUGUUUGGAUUUGGUGGAUUCAACUGCAAAAAUCCUUACAAGCUCAUUACUGUGGUGAUUGCUGCAGCUGGUGGAGGAUUGCUGCUUAUCUUGGGCAUUGCAUUAACUAUCACAUGUUGCAGGAAAGACAAAAAUGAUAUCAGCAAAUUAAUCUUCAAGAGCGGUGAUUUUCAGAGAUCACCAUAUGCCGAGUUUCCCAAAAAUCCCCGGAUAUCCGUAGAGUGGGGAAGGGAAACAAUAGAGAUGCAGGAGAAUGGAAGCACAAAAAAUCUGUUGCAGAUGACAGAUGUGUACUAUUCAUCUGGCCUGAGAGUUUCAGAAGUGGAUCGGAAUGGCUUGCACCCUUACAGUGGCCUACCAGGCUCACGCUACUCUUGCAUCUAUACUGGACAAUACAAUCCAUCUUUCAGCAGUGAAGAAACAAGAAGACGAGACUAUUUUUAGCCAAAUUAAAAUAGAGAUUUAUUUUUGUGUCAGAACAGAAUAUGGGAUAUAUGAUGCAAUGAGAGGAAUUACUGCAAAAAAGCUGGAUUCUGAACAUUUAUAGUAAAGGACCGGUGGAAUGUGAAGGAGAAGCUGCAUGCAGUGGACGGUUCACAGCAGCUACCAUAGAUCACACUGUGAUGGGCAAGUGAUGGAACUGAUAUCAUCAGCUGUACUGAAUGGGCUUACUUGCAUCAGCACAUGAAAACUUUACUUACAAAUGGACAAUAUACACUGUGUAUUUUUGUGGUUCAUGUUUCUAGUUUGUUAAUAACUUAUACACAGUUACAGUAUUUUCAGACUGGCCAAAUGAUAAUAUUGUGCAGCUGUAAGAAACACUAACUGAUGAACUUGUGGAAGAACUGGAUGCUGUUAACAUUCCUGGCCUGGUGCUGUCAUAUUGCUCAGGUGAAUUGGAGCAUUUGAGAUCUAUCAGGAUUCAGACCUCAUUCAUGCUGGAAACAUUUCUGAACGCCCUGGCCCUUUUCUCAAUUCCUUUGUGUACCUCUGGUGCCUGGUUCAUAUGACAUUCUGAUUUUUUUCCUCUCUUUUUUCUUUUGCCAACUACAGAAGCUAAAAAAGAGAGAUAGAACCGACAAUUUCUGAUACUGUGGGAAGUGUGAAUAGAGUCAUCCUUUUUUAAGUUGAAACAUUCCACCCAGAGCUUUUUAGCAGCCAGUUGGGAAAUGAUGAAUGCUGAAUUCUGUUUUUGAUUCUCUUUAGGUUUCUUCUGUUGCAAGUGCUUUCAAAAGAUUCGGAUUCUUUCAUACCCUCUCGUUGCAAACCUCUGAAAUUGCUGCAUCACUUCCAUUGAGUGGCUGAGUGGGUACCUCUACAAGUACUCCUGCACUACUUCAAUUGGCCCUGAUUAAUCCAUAUCUAAAAAAUGACAAUACACUUCCUGUUGCCUCUUCCCGCCUUUUCGUAAUUAUUUUUGUUUAAACACAGCUGGCACCUCCGCUCCCAACAUGUUGGGAAGAAAAAGACAAUUCGGGCAAAUGAUCCUUGUUCCCUUUAAUUGACCUCAACCGAAUUUACAGACAACAUUCACUCUCGUAUCUCUCAUUUUCUUCUUUCUUCAGAAAAAGAUCUAGCUAUAUUCUGAACCAAUUUAAAGUAUUUGCUACCCAUUUAAAUUUAUUUCAUAAACACUCUACAUAUUCUGGGAAAACAAGUUCUAUGCGACUUCCCUGCUUGAUCAUUACUUUAAAAAUAAUCUUAGGUAUCUUGGUACUAGAACUCUUUACCAGGAUCAAUUUUGUUCACCCUGAAUAAAUUUUAAAAUUCCAAUUUGGUAACUUUCCAUUCUGAACCAGACAACUUUAUUAACCUUUCCUUAUAAUUUACUGAUGCUUAUAACCAACUUCGCUACUUGGCUUUAUAGCUUCACGGCCAAUAAUAUCUUACCUAUGAUUGAUUAGGUGACCAGAACUAAAUAGAAAUGGAAGUUGAUCAAUGCAUUUUGUAGCAACAAAAUAACCUCUUGAUUUUUUUUUAUUCUGUUCAUUUGCAAAUGUAGCUCAUAGAGAACCUAAAGACCAGAAAUAAAAUUGAAAUUAAGGUUUAGUUAGAUAAUUAUUAGCUGGUAAGUACAAUCUACAGAAUGAUCUGAGGGAACAUUCUCACUGCAGCUAAGCACUGUGUGAAUAGUGUUAUUAGCCCAUUUAUCAAAAAGAUAUAAAUCAUUUUGGCAUCAGUAAAUUGGUGACAAUUCUCUCUUCUCAGUCAACUGCCUGCCCCUUCUUAAAUCUUCUUUGCUGCUUGAGAAGUUUCCAUUUUCAGCCUUUCCUUUUUUUUUUAUCAAUUUAUCUGUUUAUCUAUAUUUUGCUUUAUUUGUUUAUUUUAUCUUACUGAUGUGAACCUUGUCAAAUCCAAGGAUUAUCCUUUUCCCCUAUGUUAGUUAUAUUUUUGGAAAACACCAGUAGAUUAGAUAGGCGGGAUUUCCUACUGGUAAACCUGUUAAAAUAAGCUUUUUAAAUAGUUACAUUUUACCAAGGGCUAGCUUUCCCCAAAGUCAUUUUGUAGAUUUUACUUACUACUAAGAAUUAACUUACUGAGCUUUAGUUUCCAUGUAUUAAUUUUCGCUGUUGAUUUUUUCCUCUGCAGCACCUUCCAGCACUAGGGAGCUGGAAGUGGCAAUGCCUUUGGCCAUCAAUAGUGGCUUGGCUCACACAGAGUUUAAAUAGAUAUGCAUAACUUUUGUGGAGUAUAAGCAAUAAGAAAUAUGAGCAAUAGGAAAAGAAAUAAGCCAAAAUACUGGGAAUAUUUGCUCUGGCAGUGAAAAUUUGCUCCCAGUAUCUUUUCUUCAGCAAGGACUGUGGGAUAGUACAGGUCACGAACUACUGCAGGUCAGUCUUCAAUACUACUUAAUGAUGGGACAGCGAUAGAUAUACCUGCAAUUGCAGAAUGAAGGGAAAAAUCAGCGUCAGUGUCCUCCUGUUCUCCCUCAUAAGUGCCAACACAUUAAAAAGUUCAGUCCACUUGGUAGUCUAACCUUUAUGUAUAGUUUUGAAAAAUAAUACUUAAGUUCAAAAUGUUGAAAUGCAUUGAAAAGUUAGCAUUGCAGCAAAUCUUUUGCUCCCUGUCCAGCUCAAUUCUGAGGGCAUUCAACUCUUAUUAUUUUAGAAUAUGAAUUGUUAGAAAUAUGUAGAAGACAAUUCUUGCAUUUGUUACAUGAAAAUAUGUCCUUUGAAAAUGUUUGAAAGUUCUCCCAAUGUUUUCAGUCAAAGUAUUGAAAGAGGAAUUAGACUGUUGUCUGGAAAGGCAGAACGUGCAGGGUUAUAGGGAGAAGGCGGGAGAAUGGCACUAAGUGAAUUGCUCACUCGGAGAGCUGAUGAGACAUGGUGGGCCAAAUGAAUCCUUCUGCACUGUAACAAUUCCAGAAUUCUGUCACUCAGUUAAAGAACUGUGAAUAAUAGAGAAAAUGUUUUGAUCUUAAAACAGAUGAAAAAGUUGGGAGGGGUCUUUAUUACCAUUUAUUUUUCCACAUAGAUUUCUUAAAACAUGAAGAUGUCUCUAGCUUAUAGGAGAUAUUUUUGUUAUACGGGAAUUUUAAGGUGGCUUUAUUCUUUUAUGAGAGUUUAGCACCUGAGCCAGGAAUUGAUCAGCCUCUGUUAAACAUUGUUGGCUGCCACCAAUUCCUAUUUGAAAAAAAUGGUUACCUUGAAGGUUACCUUUCAUUUCCCCCUUAUUUAUAGUGUCAGAUCUUGCACUGGAAAACCAGGAGCAGGUGGUAAUUACUGCUGCUCCAGCCAUAUUACUUUAAGGUGACCAUACCAAAGAUAAGGCAUUCCUCAUAUGUAGGAAACUAUGGACUUGGGAAAAUAUGUGGUCAGUGGAGGCCAGAUGGUGUUACUGGAAAAUCUAAAAGUCCACUCACCUGUCCCAAGUUGCUGCAUCAUUUGUUUUACUUGUUUUUAAUGACUGUGCGUUAGUCCCUGAUAGCCAGCAUGAUAACAAAUCUACUCAGCUUUGUGGUUUAAGUAUGAACUCUUGUAACUACCAAUCAGUUAAUGAUCUGAUUCAACACUGGAAAUGUCAUGUGAACCCAACAAGUUACUUUCUUUCUGUCUAAAUUAUUGUUGCUUCUGUUUGUUUUUGGUAUGUCCUUCUCAUUGACAGCAGCUAUCUAUGUAUUGAAUAUUUUGUUUGAAGUGAACUAUAUAUGCAGCUCAACAUAUUUAGAGAAUGAACAUUUGUUUUUCCAAAAGAGUUUCAGAAUCUGGCGUUCUAGUCAGCAUUGCAUAGCAGAAAAAUAAAAUAAUUGUCCAGAUAA
Molecule: messenger RNA, 9014 nt
Organism: Carcharodon carcharias (great white shark)
Lineage: Eukaryota; Metazoa; Chordata; Chondrichthyes; Lamniformes; Lamnidae
Gene: heg1
Product: heart development protein with EGF-like domains 1
Exons: 13
Coding region: 200-5200 (1666 amino acids)
Molecular function (GO): calcium ion binding
Source: RefSeq, a predicted model, not a curated record